Molecule: messenger RNA, 6222 nt
Organism: Tympanuchus pallidicinctus (lesser prairie-chicken)
Lineage: Eukaryota; Metazoa; Chordata; Aves; Galliformes; Phasianidae
Gene: TAS1R3
Product: taste 1 receptor member 3
Exons: 6
Coding region: 698-3235 (845 amino acids)
Biological process (GO): sensory perception of umami taste; G protein-coupled receptor signaling pathway; sensory perception of sweet taste
Cellular component (GO): membrane
Molecular function (GO): sweet taste receptor activity; G protein-coupled receptor activity
Source: RefSeq, a predicted model, not a curated record
AUGUCUGUGAUAUGGUACAAAUGUGAGUCAGAGAAAUACAGUAAAAUGAAUUUUUUCAGUUCAGAGCCAUCCUGCUUUCCCUUAGACAUGACAGAAAGGCACGCAAACCAUGAAGGAACUUAAACCACUGUCUUGGGCAACUGGUACCCAUGUCAUUAAGCUGAAGUUAACGUCAAAGCUCAGUGGGAGAAAUAAUUAGAUUGGCCAAUAAGGACUUGGAGGAGAUCUUGGUGCAGUCACAAUUAACAGCUCACCAACCUCCAGCCCGGAUGGGGUCUGCACUGCUGCAUCCUUAUGAUGUCCUGAGGAGGAUUUGGGAAUCUCUGUGACGAGGUGACCUUCAAUUAAAAUAAAACAAUAAAUGACAUCAAGCACCCCCAGCUGUUCUGGGAUAACUCAAUAACUCACAGCCCCAGCAAGGAGGGGGGCAGAGGGAAGCAAUACAGCCCUUAAAUCACUGCCUGUGUGCAGCACAGCAGGAUGAGGCAGUGGUUUGCAAACAAGCAGACCCAGAGUCCUGCUGCCUAUUUGACUGUUGCCACUCAACAUCGAGUUACACAUUCAAUGCAGUUUGCUAAACAAAUUCCUCUGUGUUAUUUCCAUCUCCCUGGGUUCUAUUUAAACUGAUUUCAAGGAAACUGUUGACACUGCAUCCCCUGCCCCCAUUUGCUCUCCUGCAUUUUAAUGCUUUCAUGAAAUGUUUUCACCCCCAAAUAGGGAGAUUAUGAUCCCUGAGCUGCUGCUGUGCAUGAGCUUUGGUUGCACAGCAGCCCUCAAGCCGAGCUGCCUCUCGGCUCAAUUUAGGAGGCCUGGUGACUACAUCAUUGGAGGCCUGUUCCCUUUUGGGAUGGACACCAUCAACCUGACAGCACGAUCAGAGCCCACCUUAAUUGUGUGUGAAAGGCUAUUUGUAGAGGGGCUGAUAUGGGCCCUUGGGAUGAAGUUUGCUAUUGAUGAGAUCAACAACUCCACGUCACUUCUCCCAGGAGUGGAGCUGGGCUAUGACAUCUACGACACCUGCUUUGAGCCACUGGCAGCCCUACAGCCCAGCCUGCUGUUCGUGACCCAAAAUGGCACAACAGACAUUGGCAUAGCAUGCAACUACACCGACUACCAGCCUCGUGUCACUGCUGUGAUUGGACCACAUAAGUCAGAUCUCUGCCUGCUGACAGCCAAACUAUUCAGCUUCUUCCUGAUUCCACAGGUCAGCUACGGGGCCAGCAGUGAGAAGCUCAGCAACAAGGAGCUGUACCCAUCCUUUUACCGGACUGUUCCCAGUGACAAGAACUUGGUGGAAGCUGUGAUCCUUCUGCUGAACGAGUUUGGAUGGAACUGGAUCGCCACCAUUGGAAGCGAUGACGAAUACGGCCGAGGAGCCCAGGAGCUGUUCUUAAGCACAAUUGGAAAUGGUAGCAUCUGCAUCGCUUACGAGGGCCUAAUUCCUUCAGACCUCACAGACCCCAAGGCUGAGAAACAACUGGAAGAGACCAUUCAGAACAUUAACAAGACCAACGUCAACAUUAUUAUCCUUUUUGCCUUUCAACAGCCAGCUCAGGCCCUGCUGGAACAGAGCAUCAAGAUGGGACUAAGCAAGAAGGUUUGGAUCGGCACUGAAGCUUGGUUGUUGUCUGACAUAGCUGCCUCCAUCCCAAACAUUCAGAGCAUCGGGACAGUCUUAGGCUUCAUUAUGAAAGCAAGCAGUGUCCCUGGCUUCCAGAAAUACGUUGCCAAGUUACUCAGCUCUGUUCAGCAGGAUGAAUUUUGCCAGAAGUCCAGAGAAUCCUACCGCCACGUGAGCUCUGACAUGCUGGGCACACAGUGCAAACAGUGCGACCACAUCUCCCUGCAGGACAUCUCCUCCACCCUAAGCCACUCCCAAGUACAACCAGUGUACAUCGCAGUCUACAGCGUGGCUUACGCGCUGCACAGAGCGCUGGGCUGCACCCACCAACGGUGUCCCAAAGCAUCCAUCAGAUCUUGGCAGCUGCUGCACUUCAUGAAUACCGUCCCAUUCAUGGUGAAUGGCCAAAGUUUCAGGUUUGAUGAAUCCCAUGGCACAAACGCUGGCUACAAGCUUAUAUUCUGGCACUGGGAAAAUGGCAGCCUCACAUAUCUGUCUGUGGGAGACUACCAAGAGUCCUUGUACCUCAAUAAGUCCCUGAUUCAAUUUCACACUACAGACCAAAAGGAGCCCACAUCAGAAUGCUUCAGAGAGUGCGAACCAGGGCAAAUCAGACAGAAUAAAGGGUUCCACUUCUGCUGCUAUGACUGCACAGACUGCCCAGAAAACACCUUCUGCAGUUCUAAAGACUGCUCCACCUGCACUCCCUGCAUGGAGCACCAGUGGUCCCCUGCCCGGAGCACGCAGUGCUACAACCGCAGCGAGAGAUUCCUCCGCUGGGACGAGCCGCUCACGGUUGGCUUGCUGAUAUCCAUGUCCAUCAUCGCAUCCCUGACCUGCCUGACAGCCGUGCUCUUCGUUAAGAACCUCAACACCCCCCUCGUGCAGGCUUCUGGAGGCAGCCUGAACCUCUUUGCCUUGUUUGCACUCGUGCUGAUGUGCCUCAGCUCCUGUCUCUUCAUAGGGAAGCCCAGUAACAACCUCUGCGUGAUGCAGCAGAUUCUCUAUGCCCUGUGCCUCAACGCCUGCUUCUCCACCUUCCUCACCAAGUCCCUGGAGAUCGCCCUGCUGACAGAAUUCCCCCGCUGUGCCUGCGCUGCCCUGCGCUGGGUGACGCCGAGCAGAGCCUGGCUCCUUGUAGCCCUGUGCCUCCUCACCGAGUGCCUCUUCUGUUUCUGCAGCCUGCACCUGGGCCCUGACUACGUGCUGCCUGACUACAGCUCGCUGCCCACAGAGGUUCUGCUCACGUGUAGCACCGCGUCCUGGCUUGCCUUCGCCUUGAUGCAUGGCUACAACGGGUGCUUGGCCUUCGUCUGCUUCCUGUGCACGUUCAUGGUGCAGACCUCUGGGAAGAAAUACAACAUGGCCAGGGGCAUCACAUUCGCCAUCCUCAUCUACUUCAUCAUCUGGAUCUUCUUCGUUGCCAUCUUUGCCACUCUGAAGACAGUCCUUAGGCCUGUGAUUCAGAUUGGUGCCAUUCUGAUGGUCAGUCUGGGUAUUGUGGGGACCUACUACAUCCCCAAAUGCUACAUCCUCUUGCUGAAGCCUGAUUUGAACAGAGAGGAUUAUUUCCAGUACUCUACCAAAGAGGAGCCAGAAGGAGACCCUCAAUAAACAGGCAACAAACCAGAUCUAUUGUACCCUCAUUAGAAGCUGGCUGUAUCUUAUAUCAUAUCAUAGAAUGGCCUGGGAUGAAAAGGAUCACAAUGAUCAUCCUGUUUCAACCCCCCUGCUACGUGCAGGGUUGCCAACCACCAGACCAGGCUGCCCAGAGCCACAUUUUAGCAAGAAUACUCUGUUCAGAACGACUCUGUAAGGUAUGAUGCAGACUCGAUCAUCAAUCCAAUGUAACUGAUGUGAAACAAAAAGCUAAGCCUUCCAAAGCCAAUGUUUAAAUUUGUAUUUUACAUGGGGGGAAAAAAAUAAGUAAAUUCUUGAUUUGGACACAAAACUACAGAAAGCAUUUUGAGGCAUAAGGGCAGCUGUAUGUGUGACACGAGAAGUGCACGACCCAUUCAAAUACCAACUCACUCAUUUGUAUUUCAUCAACGUGUGAGCAAACAUGGAAAUGAGGACGAGGCACACAGAAACAAAGUGCAAAUCACCCCAUCGCAGUCGCUCCAAGAAAUCCCUUCCAUCUCAAAUCACAUGCAAAGAUCAGUGGGGAGGAAUGCCUCUUACCCACAGGGACAUUCUGCCAAGGGGACAGAAUGAAUCAAACACUGUAAGCACCAGGAAGCAUCCUUCAUCUCUGCAGCACACCCGUUGUUCACUGCGCAGGAGGAGAAUUCUCAGCUCCAAGAAGGGCAGUGCUUUGCUCCAUUCGAUAUCAGUUACAAAAUGGGUAACUGAUAGUUUCAGAAGGCAUGACAGAUCCUUGUAAAGGAAAAAAACAGACUGACCCUGACAAAAGCUGCUUGCUAACCAUCCCCAGUCAAUAUCUAGCUAAUAUUAUGAAUGUUCUACAUCAGUUACUGAAUAAAUGAUCAUCUUUGAAAGCGCUGAGUGUGGGGUUCAAUGGAAGAAGGUAUGAGUGUAACCCUCUGCAAACCCCACAACUCUUUGCCACAAGGCAGCAUUACCUAUUACUGCAUACCAACUUUCCCAAACCUAUUUUUCUGUGUGUCAAAGCCACCUCUAAUUACCAGCCUGCCUGCUUACAACACCCAAAAGACAGCAGAACUCUCACCUGAAGCCUGGAAGACCUCGUGACUGGAAAUAGCAGCAAGUCUUCAUGAGCACUCUGUGGUACCUGCAGGUCUAAGAAAUAUUCCUUGCUGCAGUGCUGUGUUUUCAUAGCAGAACAGCAGAAAGGGAAAAGCACCUGAUUGUGUUGCUCAGCUCCUUCCAGCCACCUGCAGACAAUUCAAACCAGCUCACAGGCAAUUCAAACUAGUUCACAGCUGGAACCCAUCAGGCCCCUGCACUAACAGGCUGCACAGUCCAAAUUUUCGACCAUUUUCACCUGACCAGAACUGGCUAGAUAAUUUUCUGCCCUGCAUAAGCUAACGUGGUUUGAAAAGGCACAUAGGGCAACUGUGCAGGACUGUCUCAUAGGCUCCCACGUACCUCUGCUGUACAUCUGUGCCGUUUGUAACGGGUGCUCCCACAAUAACUGCUGCUUUGCCUUUUCCCCUUUCUGCUGGAUCUCUACCAGCUGCAAAAUCUGCCUCCUGAAGCCUCCAAGGUUGCUGCUUGUAGGUGAACCACUGAGCUUGCAUCUGCUGCAGUUUGGAUGCAGCAUCAGGGAAUAUCCACGUGAACCAGCUGGAUACACAGACAGGUUCUACCAGCAGAUCCAUCUCCUGUGUUUGCAGGCAGGACAACUUGCUCCAUCCCAUGUCUUUACAACAGGACGCUUUUACUUCCAGAAAUGUUCCAGCCUUUCCUUUAUACUUACACCUGCCAAACCAUGACAGGGGAAAGGCUGCUAAUUAAGAGCUUGGGGGAUUUAUAUUACCAUCUUUGCACCAAUUUAUUCAUCGCUAGCUCAAAGCUGCAGCACUUCUGGUGUCAGGGCCUCGUGUUUCCAAUCAGACAUCAUUAACCUGCACAGCUUUUCAGCCACCUGUGACCCAGUUCAGCUGUGUACACAUACAGGGCUCCUGUCUCACUCUGAGCUGUGAUCAUUUACAAGCACCAUUAAAACAGGGCUCCUGGCUGCCUACCAUCAGCUCCUGAACGUUUCUUCUGUUGCAGAGAUGGCAGAGAGAAACAGAAGUAACUAAAAAAAAAAAAAGAGGCUAAGAUUCUUUUUCAUUCUUCUUGAAUUAUAGACAGUGCAGUAGUGCAAAGAACUGAAGACAUACACUGCAGUUAUCACAUAAAAUUAAAAGCUUUUUAGUGUUUAAAAUAGCAUUUACACAUAAGCAGCUAUAUAUUAACUAUACAGACACUUGGGUUUUAAUACAAUAUCUACAAAAAAGAAUUCAAUUAUGCAAUAGACAUUUAACAGGAACAGUGCAGUCCAUGCCAUUAAGAGGUCACUCUUCGAGUAGAACCAAAUCUAGAAGAGGUGAUAGUCUGGGUUUUCAUUAUUUAAAAUCAUGUAACUUUGUUCCUCUACUGUACAUAAAAUUCUUUACAGGUAUUUCUAAUCACUGAUUAGAAUUAAUAAUUUUAAAUCAAUCUUAUUACAAUCCAGUUAAAUGCAGAACAAAACAAAAAACAAAACAAUUACAUCGACUCAUGAGCUGUCAAGUCUCAGGAUGGGACUGCCCACUUAGAACAAAAAUUAGAUCAAAAGUCAAUGUCUGUGCAUCAUUGCUCACCAUCCAAUAGACCUUUGGAUAAAGUGUCCAGGGGACUGUUACCUUUGAAAAGUCAAUUUAUUAAUGGGAGGUAAAAGACAAUAGCAGUGCUUUUAAGACUAUUUGCCGAACCACGGUACUCCUCAGAGUUAAAAUAUCGGGUGGGUUCACUGCCCCCCUCCCCAGAUUCUGCCUCCUUUGGAUAGGAGACGUCAUCCCAAACUGUUCUCUCCACCUUUCCAAACAUACCUCUUAGUCCUCGUCCCAAGCUGCCGCCAGGUUUGUGUGAGUGCUAAGCCCAGCUGCAGGGCAGGCCGUGAAGAUCUCAAUUCCAGAAAUCAGAAAGAAAAA